This is a messenger RNA of Nymphaea colorata (pocket water lily), 1332 nucleotides long. RefSeq names its product polygalacturonase At1g48100-like. Lineage: Eukaryota; Viridiplantae; Streptophyta; Magnoliopsida; Nymphaeales; Nymphaeaceae. The coding region runs from base 1 to 1332 and encodes 443 amino acids. Gene Ontology annotation, molecular function: polygalacturonase activity. The record is from RefSeq and is a predicted model, not a curated record. Gene Ontology annotation, biological process: carbohydrate metabolic process. The transcript has 7 exons.
AUGUGGCCAAGAAAGCUCACGCUUUGCCUUCUCUUCUCCUUCUUCCUUUUGGGUUCCCUCCUCCUCUAUGUUCCCGCAGAGGCUAAGCAUGACACCGUCGGAAAGCAGAGAGCCUUUCGCCGUCGGUCACGCUCUGACAAUUCUUCCAUGCCUUACUCGAGCCGCACCUUCGACGUUCGAUCUUUCGGUGCUAGAGGAGAUGGAAUGACGGAUGAUUCAGAGGCGCUUCUGGCAGCAUGGAAGGCAGCUUGCUCGGUUGAAUCUGCCACCAUUCUCAUCCCAUCAGAGUUCAUGUUCCUCAUCCGCCCACUGACUUUGCAAGGACCAUGCAAGCCCAACCUUGUUCUUCAGAUAGAUGGUGUCGUAUUGGGCCCAUCGUCGUCGAGCGGUUGGCCCCGCUUUGCGCUUCAGCAAUGGAUUAAUGUGAAGUGGGUCAAGGGUUUCACGAUCAAAGGAGGUGGAAUUGUUAAUGGCCGAGGGUCAGCUUGGUGGAGAAGAUCAGAAGGCGUAAAGCCGACGGCCAUCAGAUUCUACGAUAGCCACGAUGUAGUGGUGCAAGACAUUACCAUUGAGAAUAGUCCUCAAUGCCACCUGAAAUUCGACGGUUCCAGCGGCAUCCUCGUGUCGAAGGUCAGGAUCUCGUCGCCGGAGAACAGCCCCAACACCGACGGGAUUCACCUCCAAAACACUAAGGACGUAGAAAUCGAGGACUGCAUUAUUGCCUGUGGCGACGAUUGUAUAUCGAUACAGACAGGGUGCUCCGAUGUUCAUAUCCAUGGCAUCCGCUGUGGCCCCGGUCACGGCGUAAGUAUAGGCUCUCUUGGAUUUGGUGGCAUCAAUGCAUGUGUGAGCAAUAUAACAGUUGAAGACAGCACCAUCCAUACAGCCACAAAUGGAGCCAGGAUCAAGACUUGGGCGCAUGGAAGGGGCUCUUUAAUGGGGGUGACGUUCAACCGGAUCUCCAUGUCCGACGUCGACAUACCUAUCGUGAUCGACCAGUUCUACUGCGACAAGAAUUCAUGCUCGGAAAGUGGUGAGGGAGUGUCCGUCUCCAGCGUCACCUUCAGCGGCAUCACCGGAACUUACGCGGUACAGCCCGUCUACCUAGCCUGCAGUCCCAGGCGGCCCUGCACGGACAUCACCUUGUCCGGCAUCGAGCUCUCGCCCUCGUCGGCGGGGUCCCGCGGCCAGCCACUAGUCUGCCGCAACGCUUACGGCGACUCCACGGGCAAGCUCUCCCCCGAUGGCGUCGACGCCUGCCUCGGAAAGGGCAACCGCCAGUACACGGCCUCCGCCCUCUCCCACCACCGCAGUCAGUGCCCCACAAUUUGA